Molecule: messenger RNA, 479 nt
Organism: Strongylus vulgaris
Lineage: Eukaryota; Metazoa; Nematoda; Chromadorea; Rhabditida; Strongylidae
Source: the annotation of a GenBank genome assembly
AUGCCUAACACCUUACACCACAGUAACGGCUCUGACUGUGCGGUUUUCUGCGAUGAGGGAGAAGUAGAGCCACAUUACGAAAGAGAUUGUCCCUGUACAAAGUCCGGCAUAUGGCUCGACGUGGUGGCUGCUAUUGACGUUUCGAAGGGUAUGACAUAUGAGGGCAUUACGCAGGUGAUAGCUACUCUCGUAACGGUGUUUGAUCCAAUAAAAAUUGCCCAAGGUGAAGGUCAACAUUCUCGGCUUUCAAUCAUUACCUAUGGAACAAAUGCGACCAUUAAAUUUAAACUUACUGAUUUCAAAUCUCAUGAUGAGAUGAUGGAUAAAAUCUGGGAUAUUGAGUGCACGACAGAUUCUAAAACAAAUCUGAAAGAGGGAUUGAUGAAAACACAAGAAGUUUUCGCAAAAGCUCAACUACGACACGAUAGGGAUAACGUUCAAGAGCUCAUUAUUAUAUUUGCCAGUGAAUAUAAGUGAGC